AUCCUCUCUAGGACCCAGCAACCCCUCAGUAAAUGGUAAAUCCAGGUACCAGUUACCGACGGUCAAAAUUCGCCCUGCGUCGUCUUCCAUUCGAGUAGUUCGAUUAUUUGUUUAGAAGUGGGACUGGAAAGCUGUAAAAAUAUCAACUGAGGCUGCUGAACUGGAAGCUUUGAAAAUCACGACUCGUGAGUCAACUCGGUCUGGAAUCGUCCUCGAUCGUCCGAAUUUCGGGGCUAGGGUUUUGACGUUGAUCGGCGAUGGCUGUUGAAGAAGGUGUCCAGCAGGUGGUCGCGCCGCCGCAGAAGGCGAAGGAGCCUUCCGAAGAUGAGAAGCGGAGGAAGAAGAUAGCGGCCGGAGGUUUGAUGAAAGCGGUGAUGAGGCCCGGUGGAGGCGAUUCGACACCUUCAGAUGGUUAUCAGGUUGUAUAUCAUUCCACUGUUAGAACAUUGGACGGAGUCAUUGUUGAAUCGUCCCGAUCGGAAUAUGGAGGCAAGGGCACUCCUAUACGACAUGUUUUGGGGAAGAGCAAGAUCAUAGUGGGAUUACUCGAAGGAAUUCCAACAAUGCUGAAGGGUGAAGUUGCGAUGUUCAAAAUGAAACCUCAAGUGCACUAUGGUGAGGACGAUUGCCCUGUUUCAGCACCCAGCGGCUUUCCCAAGGAUGAUGAACUUCAUUUUGAAAUUGAGAUGAUCGAUUUCUUUAAAGCCAAGCUUAUUGGUGAUGACUUGGGAGUGGUAAAGAAGGUAAUAACUGAAGGUCAGGGUUGGGAAUCGCCAAGGGAACCUUAUGAAGUAAAAGCCUGGAUUUCAGCAAAGACAGGUGAUGGAAACGUGCUUGUUUCACAUACUCAAGGAGAGCCAUUUUUCUUUAAUUUUGGAAAGUCAGAGGUACCUAAAGGUCUUGAGAUGGGAAUUGGUACAAUGACACGGAAAGAGAAGGCAAUAAUAUAUGUGACCAAGCAGUACUUAACUCCAUCUCCUUUCCUUCCUGUGGUAGAAGGUGUUGAGGAAGUUCAUUUUGAAGUGGAGCUUGCCCACUUUAUUCAGGUGCGCGACAUGCUUGGUGAUGGGCGCCUGAUAAAACGUCGUAUUCAUGAUGGAAAAGGUGAGUUUCCUAUGGAUUGCCCUCUUCAUGACAGCCUACUACGUGUCCAUUAUAAGGGUAUGCUUCUUAACGAGGAAAAGACAAUCUUCUAUGAUACAAGAGUUGAUAACGAUGGUCAACCUUUGGAGUUUUGUUCUGGAGAAGGCCUUGUGCCCGAGGGAUUUGAAAUGUGUGUUCGUUUGAUGCUGCCUGAAGAGAGAGCUCUCGUCACAUGUCCUCCUGAUUAUGCAUACGACAAAUUUCCUAGGCCUGCUAAUGUUCCUGAAGGUGCUCAUAUUCAAUGGGAAAUUGAGCUUCUUGGGUUUGAGAUGCCAAAGGAUUGGACUGGUUUAAAUUUUCAAAGCAUAAUGGAUGAAGCAGAGAAGAUUAGAAACACAGGGAACAGGCUAUUCAAAGAAGGAAAAUUUGAACUUGCUAAGGCAAAGUAUGACAAGGUGCUUCGGGAAUUUAAUCAUGUUAAUCCACAAGAUGAUGAAGAGGGGAAAAUAUUUGCCAAUACAAGGAAUCUGUUACAUCUGAAUGUCGCCGCAUGCUUCCUGAAGAUGGGAGAAUGCAGAAAAUCCAUCGAGACAUGCAACAAGGUUUUAGAAGCAAACCCUGGACACGUCAAGGCUCUUUACCGUCGAGGUAUGGCCUACAUGACUCUUGGAGAUUUCGAGGAAGCAAAGAGUGACUUCAACAAGAUGAUCAAACUAGACAAGUCAACUGAACCUGAUGCUACAGCUGCUCUUCAAAAAGUUAAGCAGAAAGAACAGGAAGUUGAGAAGAAGGUGCGGAAGCAAUUCAAGGGGCUAUUUGACAAGAAGCCAGGGGAAAUUGCAGAGGCUGGAACUGAAGAUGGAGAUCAGCCUGCAGUUGAGAACCCCAAGAAUGAUGAUAAGGAGGAUUCCGACGGAGAUAAUUCAGACGAAUCUCAUGAAACUGCAGAGGAUGUACCUAGAUCGUCCUGGUUGUCUUUUUUGUGGCCUAAACGACUACUUGCAGCUCUUGGGCGGCCAGGAUGUACGAUUUUGUAAUCAACGUCUCAAAUAAUUAUAGACGGGUUCUAGAAGAAGAGUCAAGUGUAAACAACGUUAAAUAAUUCAUCUUUCUAUACUAACGAACAGUGGAGAUUAGCUUCUUUAGUGAUUUUGUUCUUCUGAAGAGCUCCAAAAAUCGUUGACGACGAACCGAUCUUGGUUUUUACAGCAUCAAAAAGAAUCAUCAAGUCAACUGGCUAAGGUACAGACUGAGCUCCAGGAGUGUACCUCACCAAUCACGAACGAGAUCUCGGCAUCCGACGGUUGCUGUUACUGUAAGAUUAUUCAUUUGACCUUAAUGCAUAUUCUACUGAUUAUAUUUGUUCA
Molecule: messenger RNA, 2450 nt
Organism: Pyrus x bretschneideri (Chinese white pear)
Lineage: Eukaryota; Viridiplantae; Streptophyta; Magnoliopsida; Rosales; Rosaceae
Product: peptidyl-prolyl cis-trans isomerase PASTICCINO1
Exons: 21
Coding region: 258-2120 (620 amino acids)
Molecular function (GO): peptidyl-prolyl cis-trans isomerase activity; protein binding
Source: RefSeq, a predicted model, not a curated record